CCUCCACAUGAGAGCUACAUUUGAUCGUAUCCAGAUUUCGCCUUUUCAGAUUAGCUGCUGCAUGAUGACAGCGGGCUUGAUAGUCGGAUUUGCAUCGGCAAAGAGAGAACUAAUGUCUUGCAUGCAGAUGUGGAUCAGACCCUGUUCGCCCAAAAUAGUUAGGCGUGCCACCAGACAGCCCUUUUUCUCCACUGACUUACUCAUCGCCGCAAAUUCCAAAAGCAGCCCCGCAACCACGCUAUGAGUAUGCAAAAUUAUUGGAAUCCGUGAAUGACUUAUUGUGCAAGCCUCUAUAGCCUUGCGCCCGAUACUGUCUCACCCCCAAUCUUACAUUAAUCGACAUCACCAAACAUGGCUGACGUCUUUUUGAGUUUCUUCCGCAGUUCGUUGCCGGACGAACUUGCGGCAGUGCUUGAAACCACUAUCAAGGCAACCGAAUCCGGGGAUUUUUUGAAGGUGCUCCAACUACCGGAAGCGCAACUCCUUCUAGGCCGUGAGGACAAUGAAGCCACCAAGGACGUUAGAAGAGGCGAUUUCGCUGUCUGGAACGACUAUAUCUUUCGCCGCCUUGGACUACUCCUGUCACAACAGAAUGAAGUGGAUUCAGGUUCAAUACAAGAAACAGCAGCAUACAAACAACAUACAUACCUCCUAAUUGCGGUCGCUGCGUUGUAUGCAUUUCUGCAGUCCAAUGUUACUGGACCGCCACUACCUUUCAAGUCUGCCGAAACACUUUUAUCGGAAGACAUCACAGGCGAUGUAAAGGCCCUCAACAAAGCAAGGGCAGAUCUUGUUGCAUCGCUGAGCACAGAUGGUGUUGCAGCAUACAGACUUACACCAAACAUCGAGCUACUAUGCCUCGCACAAACUAUCCUCAUCAGCCCGGCCAUUCGAAAGAACAUUCCGGUCGCGGCGUGGGCGCGCCUCAGGGCCAAUUUCGUCCAUCAGAGACUGCUCAGCGAGUCGGCACCCAGUCUACAAGAUGCCAUCUAUGACGACUUGAAGGUCGUAGAAGAUUUGAUUCACAACUCGGAUAAGAGCAGGGAGAUCAAGGACUUGCAUCCUAGCUUCCUACUGGAACGAGCAGCGGUUCACACGCACCAUGGUCUGGAUAAGAAAGCUAAGGCGGAUCUUGAUCAGGCAACCUCAGAACGCAAGUUCGAAUUCGCAUUGACUGGACUCAUGGGAAAGAGAACGAAGUUCCAGCAGAAAGAUACUAGCCAGCUCAUCGUACUCGCCCGAAGUGCAGGGUCGGAUACUAAUGGCGCAGCAGACGCAAGCUCAAAACCAAAAGCCUUGGACCUGAACGACGAUACCUUGCUUGAGUCUAUUUCCUUCACCAACGAUACUGCGUCCAUGGAAAUCAAGGAUGAGUCCUCUCUACCGUCAUCUCUUACAUCCAUGGACCCAUCGAACCAACCUCUGCUCGAUCCACUCGAUUCCGUCAUCAUGCUCUCGCUGGCUGAGAGCAUCAAGAACACGAACCCCGCUGACGGUCUUACAAGAGAACAAACCGAGCCGUACGCUACCAGAGUACUAGAGGGCGGCAGCUCGAACUGGCAAGUUUACACCCAAGCUCUCCUUGUGCGCAGUCGCAUCGAAGGCUACAAGUCGCGCACCAUGGAGCGAGGGUUGCUUCAACUGCAAGCACUGGUGGACCAAGUCAUCGCGGAGACUUCUGGCGACGCGACCACUGAUGCUGAGACGGGCGAAAAGAUCACUUCUUUCCUUCCACAGGCGAAGGACAGCGAGGCGGCAUCCGUUGAAGAACGCCUUCGCUACAUCUUCCCUCUCUGUUCGCCAUCCCGUUGGGAGCUGGAGUCUGAGCUUGCUGCUCGAUGGGUCGCUCUGGGUGGUUUGCGAUCUGCGCUCGAGAUCUACGAGAGAUUGGAGAUGUGGGCCGAAGCAGCGCUGUGCUAUGCAGCCACCGAGAAGGAAGAGAGGGCGCGUAAGAUGAUCCGACGACAACUGUUCCAUGCUACCAACGGCGAUGAUGAGAACGUGGAUCUUGACGAGGAGAAGUGGGAGGGCGCUGAACGGAACCCACCGCCAGCCGAAGCACCACGUUAUUACUGCAUCCUGGGUGAUAUUGACAACGAUCUCUCCAUGUACGAGAAGGCUUGGGAGGUUUCCGGCAAACGUUACGCGCGUGCUCAACGGUCCCUUGGUCAACGCUACAUCGCAGCACGCAACUACGAGAAAGCUGUAGAAGCCUACGAGCUUUCUCUCAAAAUCAACUCGCUCUAUCAUCCCGCAUGGUUCGCCCUCGGAUGCGCAUACCUCGAAACUCUCCAAUUCAAGAAUGCCGUUGAGGCGUUUUCCCGCUGUGUCCAACUCGACGACCAGGACGCCGAAGCAUGGAGCAACCUCGCCGCAUCCCUUCUGCACCUCAAGUCCAAGAUUCAGGAAACCGAAGAUGGCGAGCUGCAAGAGACAAGAGUGACAAACCACCCUCGUACCGACGCUCUCAAGGCUUUCAAACGCGCUGCCACCAUCAAGCACGACAACUACCGCAUCUGGAAUAACGUCCUCGCCGUCAGCGCCUCCACCAACCCACCCUCUUGGUCCGACGUCGUAACUGCACAACGCCGUAUCUGUGAGCUCCGCGGCUCAACCGAAGGCGAAAAGUGCGUCGAUGCAGAAGUCAUCGACAUGCUAGUCAAGCACGUCGUUUCCAGCGAAGAAGAGUUUGAUAUCUCACGCCCUGGUCUCCCCCGCCUCGUAAACGACCUCAUUGAGAAACACAUCAAACCUCUCAUCACUGUAUCGCCCAAACUAUGGAUCAUUCUAGCAACACUAUACACGCACACCAAGCGACCGAGUUCGGCGCUAGAGUGUCACGAGAAGGCGUGGCGAGCAGUGACGAGUCAGCCGAAAUGGGAAUCUGGUACCGAAGUGGAGUGGAAUGCCGUUGUUGAGAUGACGAUGGAUCUACUGGAUGCCUAUGAGACUUUGGGACCGCGUGAGCGCACCGAAGGUCUGGCGGCUGGAAGUGGGGAGCUGGUGGCCAAGGACUGGAAGUUCAAGUCGAGGAGUGCGGUGAGGAGUGUCAUGGGUAAGGGUAAGGACAACUGGGAAGAUAGUGCUGGGUGGGAGAAGUUGGUCGAAAGGUUGGAGGAGUUGAAGGGGAGGGAAUAGAUAGGUUGGGAUUUGGGACGAGUAUGAGUUUUGUUCAUAACUAGGUAUCUAAGAGAAAAGCAUGUCUUUCUAUUGGAGUUUCUUGCUUAUAUAAUACUAGCGGAUCACUCACGGAGCGAGAUGAACGCUAGAGAUAUC
This is a messenger RNA of Alternaria alternata, 3276 nucleotides long. RefSeq names its product TPR-like protein. Gene Ontology annotation, molecular function: protein binding. Lineage: Eukaryota; Fungi; Ascomycota; Dothideomycetes; Pleosporales; Pleosporaceae. The transcript has a single exon. The record is from RefSeq and is a predicted model, not a curated record. The coding region runs from base 352 to 3138 and encodes 928 amino acids.